Molecule: messenger RNA, 1416 nt
Organism: Myodes glareolus (Bank vole)
Lineage: Eukaryota; Metazoa; Chordata; Mammalia; Rodentia; Cricetidae
Gene: Tagln2
Product: transgelin 2
Biological process (GO): actin filament organization
Cellular component (GO): actin cytoskeleton
Molecular function (GO): actin filament binding
Source: RefSeq, a predicted model, not a curated record
GCCCUUGCCCCGCCCCUGGUCCGCCCCGUCCGAGGCGGGACCCUCCAGAAAACUCCAAGCCCGGUCGGGUCUUCAGCUCCACUCGCCGCUGCAGCCCCUGACGUGCGCGUGCUCUCAUCCAGCCCGCUUGGACGCUCUUCACGGUCACCACAGCUGUCAGAAUGGCCAACCGGGGACCUUCCUAUGGCCUGAGCCGAGAGGUGCAGCAGAAGAUUGAGAAGCAGUACGAUGCGGACCUGGAGCAGAUCCUGAUCCAGUGGAUUACCACUCAGUGCCGCAAGGAUGUGGGCCGGCCCCAGCCUGGGCGUGAGAACUUCCAGAACUGGCUCAAGGAUGGCACGGUGCUGUGUGAGCUCAUUAACUCACUAUACCCUGAGGGGCAGGCCCCAGUAAAGAAGAUCCAGGCCUCCACCAUGGCCUUCAAGCAGAUGGAGCAGAUCUCUCAGUUCCUGCAGGCCGCUGAGCGCUAUGGCAUUAACACCACUGACAUCUUCCAAACCGUGGAUCUCUGGGAAGGAAAGAACAUGGCUUGUGUGCAGCGGACACUAAUGAACCUGGGUGGGCUGGCAGUAGCCAGGGAUGAUGGACUCUUCUCCGGGGAUCCCAACUGGUUUCCUAAGAAAUCCAAGGAGAACCCCCGGAACUUCUCGGACAACCAGUUGCAAGAGGGCAAGAAUGUGAUUGGACUACAGAUGGGCACCAAUCGUGGAGCAUCUCAGGCAGGCAUGACCGGCUAUGGGAUGCCACGCCAGAUCCUCUGAUCGCACAAACCCCCUGCCCCUGCCCUCCAUGAAUGGUUAAUAUAUAUGUAUAUAUAUGUUUUAGCAGUGACAUUCCCUGAGAGCCCCUGGAUCUCUAAGCUCCCCUCUGCCAGAGUGGGGUCCAACUUAUCUUGUCACUUCCGGCAGUGCCCAAUGAUUGCCUCUCUCUCUGGGCUUACUAAUACAUUCCUUCCCCACAGCUAUCAAAACUGGACCACCCUUCCCCUGGGACCAAAGCCUCCUUCCCCCCAGGACCAAAGCCUCCUUCCCCCAGCCUUCUUCUCUUUUCCUGACCUCUGUGUUUCCAGUCCAUUCCUUGGCUAGGAGUCAGAGAUGCUGCCCUGUGGCCUUAUGCCACGCUGACCUUCCUUCUGUGUGUAUGCCUCUCCUCCAGCUGUGGCUGCAGGGAUUUAAUUUAUAGGGAGGGACCUGUGGCUGUCACUCCAACCACAGCUGGGCUGUACUUAGCACACUUGUGGGCAGCUUUCCUCCCCAACAAGAGGCCCUUUUGGCUUCUUAUUUUCCAUUCCUCUCACUGUGGCUAAGGGGUGGAGCAGCGGAGACAGAGGUGGAAGAGCUGCCCACCAUGGUCUGGGGCUUGAGGAACAUGAGUUUGCUAAUUUUCAAUAAAGAAUCUCAUUCUUUUUUGGAUGGA